CUCCAACACAACCCAACUACCCCACCAAACGAACUUCACGCACACGCACGACCCCCACCACCGCAGCAGUAUCCCCCCGCACCCCGCAUCGAUUCCGGAUCCCCCAUCCUCGGCGAUCUAGAAAACACCCACACAAGACAAUUCCGAUGACGGCCGUGCGAGCAGGCCCCGCGCAGAAGCCGCCGCCAGAAUUGACCCCUUCCGCCGCCGACCACAUCCCAAUAUCCCGCGAGACAGGCGUGGUCGAACCGCCGCACCAGUUGCGCCCCGGAGAGUCAAAACCAUGGGCCCACUUCGUCGCCGGAGCUGCGGGAGGUAUGACCUCAACAUUCCUGACGUCGCCGCUGGACGUCGUCAAGACUAGGUUGCAGAGCGAUUUCUACAAGCACCAGCUGGACGUCCGACGAGGCACUGGCUCCUCGGCGCCCGUCGGCGUCAUGAAGCAGGGCCUGCAACACUUCCGGGAAACCUUCCAGAUCCUCGGCGACGUGCACAGGAUAGAAGGCUGGCGCGGGCUGUUCAAAGGGCUCGGGCCGAACCUGAGCGGCGUGGUCCCCGCGCGCGCAAUCAACUUCUACACGUACGGAAACGGCAAGCGGCUGAUCGCGGAGCGGUUCAACGGCGGGAAGGAGACCCCUCUGGUGCACCUGUGCGCAGCCGCGUGCGCCGGGCUCGUCACCGGCACCGCCACAAACCCCAUCUGGCUCGUCAAGACGCGGCUGCAGCUGGACAAGGCGACGGCGCGGGGCGCGCACGGCGCCGGCCGCCAGUACAAGAACAGCUUCGACUGCGUGAAGCAGGUGGUGCGGCAGGAAGGCGUCAAGGGCCUGUACCGCGGGCUGUCCGCGAGCUACCUUGGCGUCACCGAGAGCACGCUGCAAUGGGUCCUCUACGAACGCAUGAAGACGUACCUGGCCCGCCGCAAGGCCGACAUCCUCGACGCCGGGAAACCCAUGACCGCUUGGGACGAGUUCGUGGACACCGGAGGAAAGCUCGGUGCCGCUGGAACCGCGAAGUUGUUUGCUGCCUGCCUCACUUACCCCCAUGAGGUCGUUCGCACCCGCAUGCGACAGAGACCCAUGAACGGCGAGAGACCGAAGUACACCGGCCUCCUACAGUGCUUCCGCACUAUCUGGAAGGAGGAGGGAAUCGUCUCGAUGUACGGCGGCUUGAGCCCGCACUUGCUCCGCGUCGUCCCCUCGGCGGCAAUCAUGUUCGGCAUGUACGAGGCGAUCCUGCACCUGCUGGGCGAGAAGUCAUAAGUCAAGUCGUAAGUCGUAGAAAGAUAACAAAACGAAUAUCUCCGGGCUGGUUUUUUUUUUUACUCAGUGUCGUCAUUUCUCCCUCUUUCAUCAUCGAUCACGCACAUAAUUCAACUUCAACUCAUCUCAUGCCUACGCCUAUGCCUAUGCCCCUACCUGUACAACAUCAUCAACAUCAAUAUCGCCAUCAUCAUCCUUUUAACGACGGUUAGCAUUUUAUUCUUUCUGGGUUGGAAAACAAAAUUAGAGGGAGAGGGAAGAGGAGAGUUCGUGGGGGGGUACGUUUUUUCGGCGGCGGCGGAGGAGGUUCUCUUUUCAUUCGGGGCGUCCAGCUGUUUGGCUGUUCGUUGGUUGGUUGGUUGGUCUGUCCGUUGGCUUUGUUGGUUGGUCGAUUGGUCGGUUGGUUGGUUUACUUGUAUUGUACAUUAGAAAAUUCACGCACGAGGGUUCUGUCUG
This is a messenger RNA of Tricharina praecox, 1718 nucleotides long. Its product is annotated as mitochondrial carrier domain-containing protein. The record is from RefSeq and is a predicted model, not a curated record. Gene Ontology annotation, cellular component: mitochondrion. Lineage: Eukaryota; Fungi; Ascomycota; Pezizomycetes; Pezizales; Pyronemataceae. Gene Ontology annotation, biological process: pyrimidine nucleotide import into mitochondrion. Bases 147 to 1262 code for a protein of 371 amino acids. Gene Ontology annotation, molecular function: pyrimidine nucleotide transmembrane transporter activity. The transcript has 4 exons.